CGUCACGCACUCAGCUGUGCGGUAAACAGCGGCGGCGAGCGGCUGCGGACUGAUGCCGGACAGCAUCAGCAGGCGACAUGCCCGUUGCUGCUCAUCUUCCGCUCCUCUAUAAACCCUCUACCGACACCAUCAUCACCCCCACGACCCUGCGGCACUGAUGAAGCCUCCCUUGUCCGACCCACACGGGGCCAAGCGGCGGAUAGAGGAGAGGCAGGAUGUACUGGCGCAUCGGGUUCGCAUGGAGCCGCUCCUGCGUGCUUGAUCUGGGCCGGUACAAGAGCUUCUGCCUCGGCUUGUGCUGUUCCGAGGAGCAUCUCUCUUUGUAUGGGUACAUCAUCGCCUACCCGCUGCAAGAGUACGGAGGGAUCAUGUCUGCUUUAGCAUCCGACGCCUGGUGGAGGAAAACGCUCUACAUUACCGGGGGCGCGCUGCUCGCCGCCGCUGCCUAUCUACUACACGAGCUGCUCGUCAUCAGAAAGGAACAGGAGUUGGACUCUGAAGACACCAUCAUUCUGCAUCAGUUUGCCCGGCCCAAAACUGGAGUCCCUAGCCUGUCCCCCUUCUGCUUGAAGAUAGAAACCUACCUGCGGAUGGCAGACCUGCCCUACCAUAACUAUUUUGAUGGGAAGUUGUCUCCUCAAGGGAAGAUGCCUUGGAUUGCGUAUAAUCAGGAGCAGGUGUGUGGGACAGAGUUUAUCAUCGACUUCCUGGAAGAGAAGCUCGGUGUGAACCUCAACUCCAGCCUGAGUCCUCAGGAGAAAGCCAUCUCACGUGCCAUCACGAAAAUGGUGGAGGAACAUUUUUACUGGAUGAUAGCGUACUGUCAGUGGGUUGACAACGUGGAGGAGACGCAGAAGAUGUUAGCCACAAACGGGCCACUGAGUGAUGUGCUGAGGUGGAUCCUGAGUCAGGUGACCGGCAGCAUCGUAAAAAGAGAGAUGUAUGGGCACGGGAUCGGACGCUUCUCUAAAGAGGAAGUUUACAACCUGAUGAAGAAAGACAUGCGCACCCUUGCCACACUCCUCGGCAAUAAAAAGUACCUAAUGGGCCCCACGAUUUCUACAGUAGAUGCCGCUGUUUUUGGUCAUCUCGCUCAGGCCAUGUGGACUCUCCCUGGAACACGUCCAGAACAGCUAAUCAAAGGUGAAUUCAUCAACCUGGCCAUGUACUGUGAGCGAAUCCGCCGGAGAUUCUGGCCAGAGUGGUUUGUGGAUGUCGAUGAUCUUUACUACGAUGGACUGAGCGAGGAGCCGGAUUCUCCUUCCCAGCUUCCAGAUUUGGGUCUGUACUCAAACAGUGACAUCUUUCAGGAACAAGAAAGCACUCUGUCACACAACGACACACAGACUCCAGACAGCGACAUCACCGGCCGCUCCCUGUUUGAUUCUGAUAUGGACACCGAAUGCUCGGAAAUGGAGCAGCUGAAGUGCUAACCUCACUCCCCUUUAUGAUGCAACUGCACGGGCCCCGCCCUUUUGUUCUCCCUCUAGCCCCUUAGAAGUGGAAGGGGUGGUCAAUUGUAGAUGUUUCCGUGGUGAACAGGGCAGCGUUUUCCACAGACUCUGAGCGAGAGAUGGCAAUAAAGCAGACUGUGAAGUUAUUAUGAAAAAUGUUUGGUUAAUGUAAGAGAUGUUUCAUAAAAUCAAUCACAAGAAAAUGAAAGAUGGUAACCAGGCCAGAGAGAAUCUCGAUUAAUAGGAAGCACAGAAAACUAAAAAAUAAAGAGGGAUAUAAGAAAGAGAGAAUAUAAAGGAGGGAAUGACGCUUCGGCUGAAUCACUCCUUCCAAAGUGUGACAUCAUCACAUGCUCAAAAUCAGCUGAAUGACAUCACCACGCACCAUGUGUCCUCUUUCCAUUCACCAUGUGUGUUUGUAACUAAACAAUGAGUGUUUACAUGCACAAUCGGUAUAGGUAGAUUUUUGGCCAUUACCCCAAGCAGGUAUAGCUUCAGUCCAGAGACUUCUAAAUGGGUGUGUAAUCUGCAAAAGAGGGUGGGGAUACUCCAAAAGGGGGCAGAGGUACCUCGAAAGGGGGCAUCACUUCCACUCACGGUUAAAGAUGAUGUUGUAAUGAUAGCCAGCUGGUAAGGUAUCUGUGCAGUGUGUAAACCGCACUCCCCAGGCCUCAAGACGCGUGCUAGCGACUGAUGCUGGGGGAUGUAGCCUUUAGCCUCCUCCUUAGCGCACCCGCCUCCCAUGCCAGAAACCCGGUUCAAAUCCCGCUUGGAGCAGGUUGAGCAGGACCGGUGGUGCCAUGACCCGGAUGGGAGUGAGGCUUGGGGGGGGGGGGGGUGUAUUGUAGCCAGCUGGUUAGGUAACUGUGCAGUGUGUAAACCUCACUUUCCUGACCUCAAGAGGCGCGCUAGGGGCUGUAGCCUUUAGCCUCCUCGUUAGCUCACCCGCCUCCCAUGCCGGAGACUCCGGUUCAAAUCCCACUCGAAGUGUCGUGAUAUAUAAGUGUCAUGAGAUAUCUCACCGAUCUCUGUGACAGCUCUAGACUUUGUAAACAGCAAACAAAAAUGUGUCCGUGGGCUGCGGUCUCUGACGCUUUCAACCUGUCAAUCAUUUUGCGCGUUCUUAUAAUGUUGUCGUUGCAGUGAAUUAUUAAUUAUUAAUAUGGCUUAAUGCCAUAUUCUGAUUUAUAAUUUGUCAGUUGAGGAUGCUAUUUCUAUUUGCUAUUUGUUAGUUAAAGGGUUGGGUAAGGGACUUCCUGUAUCUUUAAUGUCGGUUUGGAGCUCCAGCUCCUUAUUGGAGCACUGCCUGCAACUAUAUACUUCCCCAUUACCCCGAUCUCACAUUGCAUGUAUUUUAAACACCUUUACCGGUGUUCUUACCGGCUUAUCCAGUGUACGCAAGUUUUGUGCACAUGACUGUUUACGUUUUGACGUCAAUAGCAGAGAGUAGCCUGAUGAUUUCAAAUUUCUUUAAACAUGGUCUUUUAUUGUUCUGAGGUCCUAAUCUAACAAACAUACACAAUUUGAAAAAUUGCAAUUGUGCAAUUUAGAUUUUGAAUCUGAUUUUAAUGUAUUACAUUACAGAAAUCUUUAUGUGUUUGUGCUCUUGUUAUAUAUGCAAAUAUUGUAUACUAAAAAACAUCAAUUGUGUUUGUCAAACAGCAAACACUUGAAAUAGAUUUCUAUGAGUGUUUUGUGCAAGAGCGCCCCCUUCUAAAUAGUUUUAUUCAACAAAAUAGAUUAUGACAGUGAACACUAGACUAGAAUAGAUCAGAAUACCUUUAGUGAAAUUAAACCUGCUUACAAAACUGCAGCAAUUACAGAGAGGAGGGGUAUAACACAAUACAGUGGGAGAGAGAUUGCUUUUGUGUGUGUGUUUGUGUGUGUGUGUGUGUGUGUGUGUGUGUGUUUGUGUGUGUGUGUCCAUCUGCUGCAUGAGUGAGUCACUGAGUCAUCGUCACACAUGAAUACACUGGUAGGAAUGGUCUUGCAGGAAGUGAUCUGAUCUCCCACGGGUUCAUACACAACGAAUGAGAUUGAAUCAGUAUCUUGCUGUGCCAUGCACACAUCCUUCAUGUCUUGAACAAUACAUUUUUAAUGUUUUGAACAUAAUCAUGCAUUAAGAUAACACGAUGGUGUCUAUAGGAAUAUUUUGUAAGAAAUAAAGAUAUUGUCUUUUAUUUUCAUGACCUCCAAACGCUUCUGUGCUUAUCUGGUGUUCGUUCUAUAAUAAGAAAAUUCUGGAAAAAUUGUUAGGAAACAUUUGUAUACACAUUCUGAAGUAACACGUCAGAUUUAUUGACUGAUCUUGUGUAGGCCAUUUCUCAACUGAGGUGCUUGGCUUGCUGUGGCUUGAAUUUCUGCAUGCCAUUAACUGAUAAACUGUGCCAAACAAGUGUCACCGUAGAAACGUAGACUUUAAAAAGUCAUAAAAAUAGGCAGCCAAUCUGAGUAAAACGUCUUCUUCAGACAAUACGCACUUUCACACUUUAUACAUUGUCAAUUGUUUGUGUUUUUUGAAUGGUUUUGGAUUGUGUCUUAUGCUAAAAUUUAUUUUUAUAUGUACUUUAUAUGUAUAUGUACUAUGUUUUUAGUUUUUGUUUAAUUUUAUGUACAAUUUGUUGUUUUUGAUUAUCCUAUAUAUCUCUUGAAAGCAUCACAAAGGAUUUACCUUUUAUGAGUUUUAUAUUUUUUCAUUAAUAUUUAUACUUGUGUUUUAUUCAUACUUAUAGUUACAGAGAGGAAUUGCUCUGAUAACUGUAUGUUUGAAUACAAACAUGUUGUUUGUUUGUGAAUUUAUAAUGCAAAUCGGAGCAGAAUUCUCCUGCAACAUAUCUGUGGAAAACAUUAUACCUGAAACAUUAGAAGAAAAUGAAUUUUGAAGAAUCAAAAACACAAACAUUAUAAGCAAAUACAUUACUAAUGGUUCCUUCUUGAAUUUCCCACUUUAGCUUUUAGCCAGACAAGUCUGUCUGCUUUAACAUUAAUGUAUGACAAUCCUGCUUAUUCCUCAUAUGCCAAAUGUAAUGGAGCUAUGGCAACCAGAAGAUGGAAUUAUGGCAAAGUCAAAGUGAAAUAAUGAUGGAGAGCAAAAGGUUCAAGUUAUAAUGUCAAUCUCUCAUGUGUUUUCUCACAGAUAUGUGUGUGCUGAUUGUAGAGCCAUAAUGCAGAAUCAAUGUUGUGUGUUUCAUGACCCUGGUGGACUUAUGGAUUUAUUAUGGGCUGUAUUGGGGAGGGAAGGGUUGUGUACAAGAUCACUGUAACAUAAGGAACCGAAAUCAUCUGGCAAUUGUAUUCAAGGUACUCAAAAUAUUUAAUGAAAUAUAGCUGUAAUAAUUUAA
Myxocyprinus asiaticus (Chinese sucker) is the source of this 4795-nucleotide messenger RNA. RefSeq names its product failed axon connections homolog, metaxin like GST domain containing a (gene faxca). The coding region runs from base 216 to 1433 and encodes 405 amino acids. Gene Ontology annotation, cellular component: cytoplasm. The record is from RefSeq and is a predicted model, not a curated record. Lineage: Eukaryota; Metazoa; Chordata; Actinopteri; Cypriniformes; Catostomidae. The transcript is spliced from 6 exons.